Messenger RNA from Penicillium odoratum, 1236 nucleotides. RefSeq lists its product as uncharacterized. Gene Ontology annotation, molecular function: catalytic activity; pyridoxal phosphate binding. Lineage: Eukaryota; Fungi; Ascomycota; Eurotiomycetes; Eurotiales; Aspergillaceae. The record is from RefSeq and is a predicted model, not a curated record. Bases 1 to 1236 code for a protein of 411 amino acids. Gene Ontology annotation, biological process: biosynthetic process. The transcript is spliced from 3 exons.
AUGGUGAAGAUCGAAGCGUUCGCAGUUGAACAGUGGAUGGACAAGUAUGAGCUCACGGCUAAAUACAACACUGCUGAGACUUGCUGUGCAUCCCUCUCAAUCGGCGAUCUUCGGGAGCUUUCCGAUGACAAGGACACGAACCCGCUGGCAGAUCUACAGUCCACCAAACUUACUUAUGGUGCGAUUAGAGGCUCGGACAAGCUGCGUGAAACUCUAGCCAACUUAUAUUCGGCAAAGACACACAACCGACUGCCGAAAGAUAAUGUUUUGAUCACGGCCGGUGCUAUUCAGGCCAACUUCUUGGCUCUGUAUUCCCUCGUUGGGCCGGGGGAUCAUGUUAUCUGCCACUACCCAACAUACCAGCAACUUUACUCGGUUCCCGCAUCCCUGGGAGCUGAAGUGAGCCUCUGGAAAUCCAAGGAAGAUGAUGGGUGGAAGCUCGACAUCGAAGAACUGAAAGGACUGAUUCGUCCUAAUACCAGAUUGAUCAUUGUAAACAACCCACAAAAUCCCACUGGAGCAAUCGUUCCGCGCAACCAUCUCGAAGAUCUGGUUGAUAUUGCUCGCGAGUCCUCCAUCACCAUUUUGGCCGACGAGGUGUACCGUCCCCUUUUCCACAACAUCAGCCCCAUGGAACCCGAGUUUCCUCCCUCUAUUCUUUCUCUAGGCUACGAAAACACUAUUGCCACCGGUUCUGUCUCGAAAGCAUACAGUCUAGCUGGACUCCGCGUGGGAUGGAUUGCAUCGCGGAACCGAUCCAUCAUCGAGGCUUGUGCCAGCUCUCGGGAUUAUACCACAAUCUCUGUUGGCCAAAUUGAUGAUGCUGUGGCUAGCUUUGCUCUCGCGCCGGACUGCAUCCACAAUCUUCUCCGUCGGAAUAUUGAUCUCGGCCGCAAAAAUCUUGAGAUUCUGGAGAAAUUCAUCGAGGCCCACCGGUGGGCUUGUGACUGGGUGAAGCCCCGUGCUGGUACAACCGCCUUUGUUCGGUUUACGAAAAUGGGUAAACCAAUCGACGAUGUUGUCUUCUGUGAAAAGCUGCAAGCGGAGAAGGGAGUUAUGUUUGUACCAGGCAGCCGGUGUUUUGGAGGUGGGGAAGACUUCCAGGGCUAUGUUAGAAUUGGAUAUGCCUGCGAGACUGAUGUGCUCGAGAAAGGUCUCGAAGAACUGCGGGAGUUUAUGGAUGAGGGCUAUGAAGAUGUUCCGGCUUUGAAGAAGAAGAAGCAAGCGACACAAUGA